Molecule: messenger RNA, 807 nt
Organism: Orycteropus afer afer
Lineage: Eukaryota; Metazoa; Chordata; Mammalia; Tubulidentata; Orycteropodidae
Gene: CCNQ
Product: cyclin Q
Exons: 6
Coding region: 1-807 (268 amino acids)
Biological process (GO): regulation of transcription by RNA polymerase II
Cellular component (GO): nucleus
Molecular function (GO): cyclin-dependent protein serine/threonine kinase regulator activity
Source: RefSeq, a predicted model, not a curated record
AUGGCUCAGAGGCCUUUGUUCCCUUCCUUCAUCUUGGCAGGUUUUCGCUUUGAUGAAGUGCAAGGCAUCAAGCUAGGACUGCAGUCCAUCCCCAUUGCCACAGCCUGUACCAUUUACCACAAGUUUUUUGGCAAGACCGACCUGGAUGCCUAUGACCCCUACCUGAUAGCCAUGUCUGCCAUCUACCUGGCCGGCAAGGUGGAGGAGCAGCACCUCCGCACUCGGGAUAUCAUCAACGUGUCCAACAGGUACUUUAACCCGGGCAAUGAGCCCCCGGAGCUGGACGCCCGCUUCUGGGAGCUCCGGGACAGCAUCGUGCAGUGUGAGCUGCUCAUGCUGAGGGUUUUGCGCUUCCAGGUCUCCUUCCAGCACCCACACAAGUACCUGCUCCACUACCUCAUCUCACUCAAGAACUGGAUGAACCGCUACAGCUGGCAGCGGACGCCCAUCUCUGUGACCGCCUGGGCCCUGCUGCGAGACAGCUACCAUGGGGCGCUGUGCCUCCGCUUCCGUGCACAACACAUAGCCGUGGCGGUGCUGCAUCUGGCCCUGCAGGUCUACGGCAUGGAGGUGCCCGCCGACGCUGAGGCUGGCAAGCCGUGGUGGCAGGGACACCGCUGGCUCAGCUCGGCCAAGGCUCAGGCCACCAUCGUGGGCCGGCCCCGGAAAGGCGGCCUUGCGCCAGGCAGCUUUGUACAGCAGCAGCGGGGAGGGCGGGGUGGCCCCGUGUGGGCUGUGCGCUCCCGGUGCGCCUGCAGCGAGCCGGGCUUGCCUUCUUCGCUUCGCACGUUGAGCUGCGGCUCUUGA